Messenger RNA from Lactuca virosa, 486 nucleotides. The record is from the annotation of a GenBank genome assembly. NCBI's taxonomy places the organism in Eukaryota, Viridiplantae, Streptophyta, Magnoliopsida, Asterales, Asteraceae.
AUGGAGGGAUCAAGAAACAGCCAUGGAAAGCGUUCCAAUUCUCAGUCUGACCACAACGAUAAUGUAAGAACCAAAAGAGGAAACACUGGUGAUGAAAGUGGAAAGAACUUAAUCAAUUCAGAUUAUACUGUAUUCUGUUACUUAUGCCCUGCUGAGAAACUUAUGAGCAUAAUAGGAGGAUGUUGUAAGAUUAUCAUAAAAUUAGAAUCCGAAACUAAUUCAACAAUCGAUUUUACUGAUAAAGUGCUUGGAUGUGGAGAACGUGUUAUUACUAUCUACAGCACAAAUGAUGAAACAAACGACUUUGAUGGAAUAGAAACUGAUCAACGAGUUUGUCCAUCACAAGAUGCCCUUUUCAAAGUACAUGACAUCGUAGUAGCUGAUGAAGUGGGGCCCAAUGAGGUUGCUGACAUGGCACCACAAGUUACAACUCGUCUCCUUGUCUCAUCUGAUCAAAUCGGAUGUGUUAUUGGAAAAGCUCUCUAA